AUGUCGACUCCCGCCCACCUAGCCGCGGAAAUGGAGGCCCUAUUGGCCUAUGAAACAUCCUCAAAUGAUGAGUUCUAUGAAUGCAACUCCGACCCGGAGGUCGCGGAGGGCGUGGCGGCGCAGGAAGAUGCCCCGGAGGCUCUCGACGACGCGCAACCUAGUGAAGAGGCCGCGGAGGCGCAGGAACAGGGCCCUGUGAUUCCAUUUGCGCUCCCGCCUAGUGACACUAUAUUUCACUCACUUGAGGAGGCCUGGGAGUUCCUUGAUAGGUGGACAGGGCCUCGCGGAUAUGGCCUUCGCAUGCAUCGACAAGGUCGUCCCAAUCUUAGCGGCGAUAUCAAUUCAAUCUAUCUAGUCUGUGAUCGCGCUGACCCGCUCUCCGUCGACGUGGACGUCAAAGGUGAGAUCUCUCAAUUCAUCAAGGAGCAACUCCAUGAAGGCCUUGGAGCGCAGUUAACUGUCUCUCGAAUUCGCUCACUAUAUGAUGUUCCAAUCACACUGAAGGCCGCCGAGAAUGAGCGUAAAAGGCAUGAAAAGAUCGACUUGAAUGGUAGAACACCCAUUCAAGCACUUCUUCUAGCAAUCGCAGAGCAAUGGUAA
This is a messenger RNA of Cladophialophora bantiana CBS 173.52, 600 nucleotides long. RefSeq lists its product as uncharacterized. The record is from RefSeq and is a predicted model, not a curated record. The coding region runs from base 1 to 600 and encodes 199 amino acids. The transcript is spliced from 2 exons. Lineage: Eukaryota; Fungi; Ascomycota; Eurotiomycetes; Chaetothyriales; Herpotrichiellaceae.